Messenger RNA from Polypterus senegalus (gray bichir), 2845 nucleotides. RefSeq names its product tripartite motif-containing protein 16-like. The record is from RefSeq and is a predicted model, not a curated record. NCBI's taxonomy places the organism in Eukaryota, Metazoa, Chordata, Cladistia, Polypteriformes, Polypteridae. The transcript is spliced from 6 exons. The coding region runs from base 82 to 1743 and encodes 553 amino acids. Gene Ontology annotation, molecular function: zinc ion binding; protein binding.
AAAAUUAAACACUCCUGCUGAACGCUUGGGCAAAGCACUUCACUUUCACUUUAUGCAACGAUUUAUAACUCAAAAAAUAAAAUGGAAGAAUCAAACAUUGCACCAUCUAAGGAUCAGUUUUCUUGUCUUGUUUGCCUGGAAAUCCUGAAUAAUCCCGUCACCAUCCCUUGUGGUCAUAACUACUGCAAGAAAUGCAUUGAAGCCUGCUGGGAUCAUACUGGGGAAUGGAGCUGCCCUUAUUGUCGUGAGACGUUUGGCUCAAGGCCUCUGCUUCGCAGAAACACCCUGCUGGUUGAAAUUGUAGAAAUGUUUAAGACGGAGAGUAGAAGUUCAUCUCCUGGUAAGGCCUUUCCAGAACCUGUGGAUGUAUACUGUGAUGUAUGUCCUGGGAGAAUGGAAAGAGCUGUCCAGACCUGCCUGACCUGCUUGGCCUCCUACUGCCAGACUCACCUACAGCCUCACAUGGAGUCCGAGGCUCUGAAAAAACACAAACUGGAGCUGGCAACUGGAAACCUGCAGCAGAAGCUCUGCAAGGAGCACCAGACGCCAGUGCAGGUUUACUGCAGAACUGAUCAGACAUGCGUCUGCUUGCUGUGUGCUGCAGUAAAACACAAGGAUCACGAGGUGGUGGAACCAGAGGCCGAGAGAGCCGACAAGCAGAUCCACGUGCUUAUGACACUAAAAGAAAUCAAGAAGAGAAACCAGGAGAGAGAAGAUGAAGUGGCAAAGGCAAAGCAGUUAGCUAAGGAACUGAAGUGUGUUGCAGAAACAAAUGUGCAGGAACAAGAGGGGGUCUUCAGUUUACUUGUUCAGUCCAUCGACAGGCUGAAGUCAGAGGUGACUACACUGAUUAGAGAACAUGAGAGGAAGGAGGUGAGAAGGACUGAGGAGCACAUAGAGCGAAUGGAGAAGGAGAUAGAGGAGCUGACGAGAAAGGAUGCUGAGCUGACUAAGCUUUUGCAGACUGACGACCAUAUUCACUUCCUCCAGAAGUUCUCGUCUCUCACUUGGCCUCCAGGAGAUGGAGCCCCACCUCACAUCACUGUCAAUAAAGAGUUGCUUCCUGAAUCUCUGAGGAAAGAUCUGACUGAUCUGAAGAAGAGUCUGCAGGAGAUCAGCAGCAGGCAGUUAGUGAAAGUUAAUGGUACUGAAGAUCCAGUUUACGUCCUGCAGGAACUGAUCACCAGAAGUAGCCUUUUAAAAAAUUCCUGCCGGCUCACGUUGGACCCUAACACAGUACAUACAAAUCUCCAUCUAUCUGAAGAGAACAGGAAGGUGACGUAUAGUAAGACAGAGAGCCCGUACCCCAAUCACGCUGACAGAUUUGACUGGUGGCUCCAAGUACUCUGCACAGAAGGUCUGAUUGGGAGUCGCUGCUACUGGGAGGUGGAGUGGAGUGGAAGGAGAGCGGAAAUUGGAAUUGCAUACAAAGGACUCUGUAGGAAAGGAUACGGCGAUGUGUGCUGCCUUGGACGCAACGACAAAUCCUGGUGUUUGUGCUGCUUGGAUUCUCGGUACUCCAUGUGGCACAAUAACAAGGAAACAAUAAUCAUGGCCCCAUGCUGCUCAAAAAUAGGAGUGCAUCUGAAUUGUCCCACUGGCGUUCUCUCAUUUUAUAAUGUCUCAGAUAACAUGACCCUACUGUACAGGUUCAAGGCCUCCUUCAGUGAGCCUCUGUAUCCAGGAUUUAGGAUUGGAAUUGACUCAAGCAUUAGAAUCUGCCAGCUGGACUUCUCCGACUAAUGACUUAUGGGGUAAGACUCUCGAGAAUGCAAUGCAGCUCACGGAAUUUUUUAAUAAUGAUUUGGAUAGAAGUUAAAAGGAUUCUGUGUUUCAGAUUAACUCUAAAAUUUGUAAUAUGGACAAAACUCUUAAGAAUCCAGCACAUCAUACCAACUCCAUCAGUAAUAACUGGCACAUCACUUUGAUCACUCAGAAAUUGUGAUUAUGGCUUGUCUCUUCAGAAUCCAGUGCAGAACGCCAUCUCUGGUGUUGAUGAUUGGGUUAAGACUCUCAUGAACCAAAGGCAUUACACUGACACAACUGUUGAUGACUGGAGUAUAACUCCCAAGAAUCUAAAGCAGUACAGCCACUCCUUUGAAGAUAUCUAGGGCAUACAUUUCAGGAUAUGAAAAUAAUUCAGUUAUAAAAAUGAACAAAAAACAAGAAACAUUUACGGAUAAAAGCUUUUAACUAAUUUUUUGCCCUGUUUGCAUUACCAAACAUCUUUCUAUUCAUUGCCUAUAUCCAAUCAUUCUGAUUUAAGGGAGCAGAUAGUCUACUCUGACAUCAGAGGUGAAGAACCAACACUCAGACGGGUGUUCAUCUUAUUUAAUGAUGAGUGAUGAAGAAAUGAAACCCACCUGGGGGAUAAUUGCAAACACCUGUGACGCCAAUUGUGCCAAACAUUAUGGUGCCUUGAAAUGGGGGGAUUGUGUAUAAAAAGUGUUGUCAUCUCUACAUUUUGGGACCAAAGUGUAUGCAAAUCCCCUUAAAUGAAGGUCUGCAAUGUGCACUUUAAUCACAAUGUCUGAACUGUUUGAUUUAUAAUUUUUAAAGAGUGGAGCAGAGGGGGAAAUCAAAGAAAAAAAUGUGCCUUUGCUCCAAACAUUCUGGAGGGCACUGUAUGCAUUACAUUAAUAGAGUUUAUAACACAUCAGACACACACUGUCGUAUAAAAAGAUUGAAAAAAACAAAUCAAUCCAAUCAAAAAUACUAUAUAAUUGAUCAAGUAAUUCAGAGGAGUUAACAGUCAUGGCUAGCAAUAAUAUAAGAUAAUAAUAAUGAUCCUAUCUAUCUAUCUAUCUAUCUAUCUAUCUAUCUAUCUAUCUAUCUAUCUAUCUAU